AUGAAUUACGCCUUGAGCACAUCGAACCCCACGCUGUCGUUUAACACGACAGAUGGGAGUUCCUUUCCUGAAUCUAACGGUAGAUCACAUCAAAUAGACAUCAUUGCUUGUGCCUCUAUCACAUGGCUGAUCGCCCUGCUCUUCGUCGUGCUUCGGCUGUACACUAGGGGGAGGCUCCUCCAUGUACUCAGUGCGACGGACUGGUGCAUCAUCUUGUCUCUUCUCUUCGCCGGCGGAGUCACUGCUAGUUCCAUUGAACAGGCAAUUCGAGGCUCGGGAACGCACCUCUGGCAGCUGGACCCUGCACAGGUUCCUAUGAUAACAAGGGCAUCAUGGUACGGAAUCUUGUUCUACUCACUCGCCCUGACCAUGACCAAGAUCUCGAUCCUGCUGCUCUACCGACGGAUAUUCACCUACAGCUGGGCGAAACUGGCGAGCCAGAUCGUGCUGUUCAUCGUCAUCAUCAUUGGGCUGUGGACCGUUGCGACCAUUUGCACAGCCUGCGUGCCCCUCCAGGCCUUCUGGCGCUGGGAGCUCGCGCUCGAGGGCAACGUGUACUGCCACCCGCUCAACCUGUGGUGGACGAACACAGGCCUGCACAUCGCUGCCGAAGUCCUGAUCGUCCUGCUGCCGCUGCCAGUGCUGCUGAGGCUUAGGCUGCCGCGAAGGCAGAAGUAUGCCCUCGUCGGCGUGUUCACGCUGGGGUUCUUCGUCUGCAUCGUCUCAGUCCUCCGCCUCCUCACCCUCAUCAGAGUUGAGACGACGCCCAACAUCGACGCCAGCUACGACGCCGAGCUGCUGUACUGGAGCGCCGUCGAGGUCAACGCCGCCAUCUCGUGCGCCUGCGUCAUGACCCUGAAGCCGCUGGUCGCCCGCAUGUUCCCGCGCCUCCUCUCCACUGCGCCGUACCAGCACCAGGACCAGAAUCGCUACCGCGGCCGCGACCAACAGACCAACGGCCCCGCCACCACCACCGCCACCGCCGCCGCCAUCAAUGCAAACUCGGCCCGCUCCCCGACGCCCGUGUCCGCCGGGCCGAUGCUGGAGCGCAUCAGCAGAACCGCCAAGAAGAGCGGCCGCCUGCCGUGGAUGGAAGACAGCGAAGAGGAUGACGGGCCGCUGCUGGACGCUGACGAUGACGACGUGCUCGGCCAGCGGCGCGUGGACGAGGAGAAGGGCCUCGCCGGGGGGGAGGACAUGGGAGUUUGGCGGCUCAUGGCGCCGCCGCGGACGCACACGCGGAGGCUCUCGAUACAGGUUACGCGGACUGUGCUGGUUACGACGGAGGCUGGCGACGCGGGGUUGAGGGGACAACACUCGUUUCCCCCGCGGCAGGCAUCGGGAUCGGGAUGUUUGAUGUGGUAAUGGUUCAAGCGGUGACUACGGCUGGAGGUGCGGGCACGCCGCUUUGGUAUUGGGCAGGGUCUAACAAAACGUGUGGUCCUUUCCGGCUGGAAAUCCGGGGGCCUGCUUGGAGAGGAAUACCUUUGAGCUGGCUGGUUGAGGGCUGUUUCUUUUGGGGUUGUUGCAUUGGCGCCGGUCUUGCACACACACAGGUCAAGGGUUACUUGGAUACCCAGGGUGGGUUCUUCAUGACUGCUGGUGUGAUGCUUGACGAUACAUCAUCGUAUCUGUUGUACCUAUAUAUGCUGUACAUAAUUUAACUUUGCCAAAUCUAGCAUCCCCACGGCCACACCUUCCUUACCCAUACUUGCCCCUAUUCAGAGGCAGGUUGCUUCGCCGGAAAUCAUCUCAGCGAUCUCAAGGGAGAGGCAAGCUUUCAACUUGGCCGUCCCAG
Phialemonium atrogriseum is the source of this 1798-nucleotide messenger RNA. RefSeq lists its product as uncharacterized. Bases 1 to 1365 code for a protein of 454 amino acids. Lineage: Eukaryota; Fungi; Ascomycota; Sordariomycetes; Cephalothecales; Cephalothecaceae. The transcript is spliced from 5 exons. The record is from RefSeq and is a predicted model, not a curated record.